UUUUAAAAAAAGUAAUAGUACUACAUCAAAGAUUAAAAAACGUCUAUUAUGGAUAUCAUGUGAUUUGCGCUAGAAUAGUGAUUUAUUUAUUUCCUAUAUAUUUUCUUUCGGUUAGAUUUCCGUGAAGUUUAAAAGCAAUCCAUCAUGGCCGCCAAGGAGGCGGAACAAACGGAAAUUGAAGUAGAAAAUGAAGAAUUACAAGAAGAUAUCGCUCCUGGGGAUUGUGGAAGCGCAAUGCUUAUUGCCUCAGAUUCAUUUGAUAGCCUCGUAGGCAAUGACUAUGAAACCGAACUCGCUAUAAAGAAGAAAAAGAGUCACAUUAAUGAAAUCGUUCGCCAAGGUUCUUUUGAGCAAGAAGAUUCUUGUGGUGAACAAGCUGAUGUCAACCACAUCGGACCUUAUGGUGACGCAACAACUCCGUCCGCGAGCGAAGAAUCAAGUGGUGAACAGAGUGAUCCUUCAAUGACAAAAGAGCUCUCAGCUGUGUUAGAUGAAAUCAGCAAGUCUCCAGAUCAUGAUGACGACGAUGUGAAGACUCCGGAGUGGAAAGCUCAAUCAAAACAUGUCUUUAUUUUAAGUGAUUCUGGCAAACCUGUUUAUUCCAGGUACGGAAAUGAAGACAAACUUGUGACAGUGUUCGGUGUUAUGCAGGCAUUAGUUUCCUUUGUACAAGACUCAGCUCAUGAUUCAAUUCGCUCCCUAGUUGCAGGGGAGCACCGUAUAAUUUUCUUACAUCAUGAAAAUAUCAUUCUAGUUUGUGUAACACGUGGUAGUGAAUCUGACAGACUGAUAAGGAUACAGCUCAAUUACUUGUAUAAUCAAAUACUUAGUGUUUUAACUCUUAGUACAUUGAAAAAAAUAUUCAAACAGAGAAGAAACUAUGAUUUACGACGACAGUUGAGUGGAUCAGAGAAGUUUUUGGAUAGCUUAUUGACUAUGAUGGAGCGUGAGCCAGGGCUGUUGUUGAGUGCAGUGCGCUGUUUGCCGUUGGAGUGUCAGACCAGAGACAUGAUUGCUCAGAGCAUUGUGCAGCAUGCUAAGGUCAAGGACCUGGUGUUUGCACUGAUCAUUGCCAACAGCCAGCUGGUGACUCUCGUCCGUAUGAAGAAGUAUUUCCUCCAUCCGAUGGACCUGCACAUCAUCAUCAACCUCAUCAAUGCUGCUGAGUCUUUUAAGGCUGCUGAAUCAUGGACACCCAUAUGUCUUCCCAAGUUUGACUCCUCUGGGUUCCUUCAGGCUCACAUCUCGUACCUGGACGAGGCAUGUCAGACCUGUCUGCUUCUGCUCACUGUCGACAGAGACUCAUUUUUCACGCUCUCAGGGUGUAAAACCAAAAUUACAGAAAGGCUGAUAAAGUAUAACGGUCUGAAAGCAAUAAGUGAUUCACUGAGAAAGGACAGUUAUAAUAUAAGCAAGUGUGGGAUAUCGGACCUGCGUCAUUUCCUCUACAAGAACAAGAGCACCGCCCAAUACACGAGCCCGGAGCUGGAGGCGCCCUACCUGAGUCCCGGGGAGCAGGAGCGCCUGUUUGGGCUCUACCACUACCUGCAUAACCGGAUACACUCAUCUGCUAGGCCACUCAAGAUCCUAUAUCAUGUGGGACAGUAUGAGGCCUUGCUUGGAUGGGUAACACAGGGUUUUGAGUUGUAUGCCGUGUUCAGCCCUCUUGUGACCAAGUCCCUGGCCAUCAACGCCGUCAACAAACUGAUGGCCUGGAUACGGAAAGAAGCUAGUCGGCUCUUCAUCCUAGAAUCAGUCACCUUCUGAUUGCUCCGAAAUAUUGGCAUGAAGAUGCUUGAGGGGUGUAUUUGGCCUCAGUGUAAACAAGAAACAUGAAUGCUAGAAAGUGACAAGAUUACACUAAGGCACACUAUGUUACACUAGGGUGUUUAAGUAGUUUCAUGUAUGUGCUUCACAAUAGUAGGUGUAAAUUCAAGUCAUAACAAUGCAAUUUCUGUGAUACAAGUAGUUCAGUUGAUGCUUAUACUCAAAAAGUUGUUUAAAGUGUUGUCUGCCUGUUUUAAUACCAUAGGUUACAUGUAUAAGAAAACUCUAGAUAAAUAAAGUAUUUUUUCUCGGAUUAAUGAAAUCUUUUUAGUGCUAUUUCUUUGUAUAAUAAUUGCAGUAAAUGUUUAAAAUUAUUGACCUCUAGCAAUUAUUUUAGACUAUUUUAAUGAUUUAUGUGUUAAAUUGUUUUGUAUAUAAACUGUUACUGAUCA
This is a messenger RNA of Mya arenaria, 2219 nucleotides long. RefSeq names its product protein SAND-like. Bases 145 to 1767 code for a protein of 540 amino acids. Gene Ontology annotation, biological process: protein targeting to vacuole; vesicle-mediated transport. The record is from RefSeq and is a predicted model, not a curated record. NCBI's taxonomy places the organism in Eukaryota, Metazoa, Mollusca, Bivalvia, Myida, Myidae. The transcript has 7 exons.